This is a messenger RNA of Neolamprologus brichardi, 1493 nucleotides long. Lineage: Eukaryota; Metazoa; Chordata; Actinopteri; Cichliformes; Cichlidae. The record is from RefSeq and is a predicted model, not a curated record.
CCUCAUACCAUGCUGUCAUCAGAACAAAGCAGAACAAAGCAGAACAAAGCAGAACAAAGCAGGAGUCUUCACCGAUCACUGCUGGAUAUAAACUCAUCAUCUAUGCAGAUGUUGACCAUCUCUGUGCUCCUGCUGCAGUUCCUCCUCUUCUUUCAUCCUGUGUCCUCCUCUCCCCUUUCCAAGGAUGAGUCGGUGUGUGCCAGGACUUUCUGCGGUGCAGGUAGAGAGUGUGUAUCGACUGACCGAGGAGAACCAGUCUGUCGCUGUUUACAGCAGUGUGACGUGUCAGAGCACUGGGUGUGUGGCAGCAACGGAAAAUCCUACAGGAAUCACUGUGAACUGCACAGAGACGCCUGCAUCACCCAGACCAAGAUACACGUGGAGCACAGAGGACACUGUCUGGAGAAACCAACAAAGGCCGACGUGAGCCCCAUCGUGUGUUUCCUAUCUGAUCGUGACUGGAUGAGAGAGAGAGUGAUCCAGUGGAUUCAGAAAGAAGCUGAAGAUCUGGCCUCAAACACAUCAGCCGGUGACAUCCUUCAGACAUAUUUUCAGGUACUUCUCCAGUCUUUUGUCUCUUACUUCUUUCUUUUUCUUAGAUCUCUGUGUGUCGAUGCUUUGAUCGAGCUGUCGGAUGAAAAUGCUGACUGGAAGCUGAGUUUGACUGAGUUUAUCAACUGCCUUACGCCCACCUACCACCCAACUGAGAGAAAGUGCGCUCUGGACGACGAGGUCUUUGAGGAUGGAGCUGAAACUCAGAUGGAGUGCAACAAGUGUGUGUGCGCCUGCGGAAACUGGGUGUGCACCGCUCUGACCUGCAAUGGAGAGCAUCAGGUUGAUGAAGAUACUGAUGAAGGAGGAGAAGAUGAAGAAAUGACCGAGGAAGAGUGGAGCAGGAGGGUGGCUGAACUCAAUGCUUUACAGGCAUCUGUCACCAUGCAGAACUGAGGUCCUGAGUCACAACAGCCAGUCAUCAGCUGAGCGGCCUUCCGCUCCAAACAUGAGGAACAGGUUUAGUUUAAAUAGCUGUUGUUAUGAUUCUUAUGAAUGAUUCAACACAUUUUAUUUGUGUGAACUGUUAAAUCACUUCUAAACAUUAUUCUACCUCUUAUUUUGUUUCCUGAAUUUAAUACGCUCAAGUUGGUUGCUAAUACACAACCCGUUUUUAAAAAAUGUUUUUAAUUUGUUAUUGAUUGCUUUAUACUUUUAAAGAAUGGAAUUAUAUUUUCUGGCUUUUGAAGAGCACAUGAGCACGUUUUUGUUUUGUUUUUUCAUUUUUUGAUUGAUAACUCUGUCUAAACUUUGAUUUCCCUCUGUAUUAAUGAACAAGUAUUUAUGAAAUCUAAUUUCUUAUGAUCAGUGAAACAAACAAACUGAUCCCAAUGCUGUUUGUUUUCUUGGGGUUUGUAAUGAGAUACUACUUUAACUGUUUUGAUAGUGAAAGCUAUUUUUUGUAUCAUUUUUUAUCUAAUAAAAAUGAGCGUGAGAAGCAA